This is a messenger RNA of Closterium sp. Naga37s-1, 1842 nucleotides long. NCBI's taxonomy places the organism in Eukaryota, Viridiplantae, Streptophyta, Zygnematophyceae, Desmidiales, Closteriaceae. The record is from the annotation of a GenBank genome assembly.
AUGGCGAAAAGAAGCGGCCGCGCCCGCGACAGCAGGCUGCUAGCUCUCCCCGACGAGCUCCUCAACAUCAUUCUCGGCCUCGCAGAUCACCCAUCCGAUCGCCGCAACGUCGCGCUCUCCUGCUCCCGCCUCCGCCGCCUCUCUCGGCGCACGCCGCACGCGCUCCGUCUCGAGCUCUUGACGUCGUUGGAGCUCAACCCGCUCUAUGAGUCCUCGCGUCUGUUCACAGGCGACUCGCCUGAUGUUCCCGUGCACCUCUUCCCCUCACUGCAAUCCCUUACGCUCCACUACGAUCCCGACAACUGCCGCCCCGUUCUCCGCUGCUCCUCCCUCACAUCUCUCACCCUCUGGGACCUCGAUUCUUCCACCCUCUCCUCCCUUGCCUCCCCCGAAUCCUCUCUCCGCGCGACUCUCAAGUCGCUCACCAUCCACUCCGCCGAACUUCAGGGCUCCCUCGCGCCCCUCGCCGUCUUCUCCGCCCUCACCUCCCUCUCCUUCCACUCCUGCACCAUCGACCCAGGAGUGCGAGGAACGGAAACAGGACGAGAGGCAGGAGCGGAAGCAAAAGGGGAUGGUGGCGUAGCAGACGCAUCGAAGAAAGCACAUGCGGGUGCUUCUGCAGCAGCACGGGUAUUCCCGAGAGGGGGCGACAAGCAGUGGGAGAAGUUUGUGGAUAUUCGCAGAGAGGCAGAAGCAGCGCUGCAAGAAAGGCUUGUAGCGGCCAAGGAUGUAGUCCAACUCUCCAAAACAGCCUUGGAAGCCACCAAAGAAGCCCGUAGCUUCGCACAGUGGGCGGAAGGCGUGCAGGGUGCGUCUGCCAUGCCUGAGAUCAGCCUCGGGAAGUUCAGGCUCGCGAUCUCGACAUGCCGGGCCUUUAUCGCUGGGAUCAGGAAGGCCAAAGCGGCUAUCAAGUGGGAGGAGGCGCUGCUGCGGGCGUUUGCUGCCGCUGCUGCUGCUGCUGGUGGUGGUGGUGGCUCGAAUAUGGCAACUACUGAUGAUUUACCUGCUGCUGCUGCUGCUGCUCACCAGGCACCAGGGUUCUUUGCUACGGAGCUGGAUUUCGAAGAAGAGGACAGGGAUGGGGAGGAUACAGACGAAGGAGAUGGAACCAGCGGCAUGGAUUACAUGCUGCCUGGUGAUGGUUUGCCUGGGAGUGUGCUCGGUGGGGUGCGGUCUGGUGUGGUGGAGACACGUGAGGCCCUGGGGAGGCUGAAAGCGCAGUUACAUGAGCUGUGGGACCUCCCUAAUUCCAUGCUUGAGAGCUACAAUUCCAUGUUGUCACGCAUCUCUGCUUUCAAUCCCACCCUUGCACGGCCAGUGGCGGAUGCGGCAGCGGCAGGAGGUGGGGCAGCAACACCAGGAGGAGGAUCUGGAGCAACACCAGGAGCAGCAGCAGCUCGUGGGGGGGCAGCAGUGCGUGGGGGAAGGGCAGCAGUGCGUGGGGGAAGGGCAGCAGUGCAAAGAGUGAAAGAAGGGGCGACGGAAGCAUCGCAACGGGUGGAAAGCAUGCUCGGAGAGGCGGCAGCAGGGGGGGCGGAAGUUGGGAAGGCGGCAGCAGGGAAGACGGCAGCGGGGGAGACGGCAGCGGGGGAGACGGCAGCGGGGAAUGCGGCAGCGGGGAAUGCGGCAGCGGGGGAUGCAAAACUAAGCAGCAGAAAGUCAAGCUUCAAGCAUUCUGAAGGAUGCCUAGCAGCAGUCCCUGUGCAAGUCUACUGCCCUCCGCUGGGGUCGUUGACCCUCCAAUCCCUCUCCUUCGCCUCCACUCCCCAUUCCCCCAUGCUACCUCCCACGCUCUUUUCUUCACGCAGUGGUGGCGGGAAGCAGACUGGCAACCCUCACUAG